GUGAGGCUUUUCAUCAAGAUUGUAGCAAGAUGUCUCUGCCCUCCGUGUACCAGCACAAGUUUGCGGAGAAGUUGACGAUCCUUAAUGAGCGAGGCAAAGGGGUUCUCAUUCGCAUGUACAAUAUCAAGAAGACAUGCAUGGAUCCCCGGAGCAAGCCAGCCUUCUUCACUGAGAAAACCAUGGAGUCUUCCAUCAAAUAUAUUAUUAAGAAGUUCCCCAACCUGGAUACACGGAGCAUGACGCAACAUCUGGGUCCAGUGCACAAAGACAAAGCAGAUAUUUUCCGGGCUCUUGGUGCCUACUAUCACACCUUUGUGGAUGUAAUGGAAUUCCGGGACCAUGUCUAUGAGCUCCUGAACACCAUUGAUGCCAGCCAGUGCUACUUUGACAUUCAUGUGAAUUACGAUUUCACCAAGAAUUACCUUGACCUAAUUGUCACCUAUGCAUCUGUCAUCUUACUCCUUUCCCGCAUUGAUGACCGCAAGGCCCUGAUUGGCUUGUACCACUGCACCUAUGAGAUGAUCCAUGGAACCAGUGAUGCCAGUUAUCCCCGUUUGGGUCAGAUGAUUCUUGAAUAUGAGAACCCCUUGCGCAAGCUGAUGGAGGAGUUUGGACCCCAUACCAAGGCUGUGAGCAACACACUUCUCUCAGUACACUUCCUUUUUGCCCGGAGAAAUCACUCCGCUGAUCAGUGGCGAACUGACCAGCUCUUCAGUUUGAUUAGCAACCCUGCAGGCAUGAUAGCUCCUGUCAAUUCAGACACGAUGGCUUGUGAAUACUUAUCUCUGGAGGUUUUGGAGCGAUGGAUUGUGAUUGGAUUCUUACUAUGCCACAGCUGCUUGGGCUCAACACAGAGCUGCCUGGAUCUGUGGCGAGCAGCUCUUCGGGGCUCACUGUACAUCACUCUAGUACGGGAUGAAGUGCUUCCUGUUCACAAGGUCAUAGAGGAGGCCUUCAGUGGUAUCAAAGGCUAUGGCAAACGUAUAGCUGAUAUCAAAGAAUGUAAAGAGUAUGCUGUGACACACAGUGGGCCGUUGCAUCGAGGACGGCGUCAUUUCCUGAGGAAUGCUGUGAAGGAGAUGGAGGCCAUCCUGGCCAAUGAACCUGGACUUUUGGGGCCAAAGGCUGUUUAUGUCUUCAUGGCCCUGUCUUUCUGCCGCGAUGAAGUCACCUGGCUAUGCCGACACAGUGAGCAUGUCAGCAAGGGCAAGAACCCAGAGGAAUUCACUGACAGCUCCCUGGCUGAGAUUCUGUUUCUGAUGGAGAAGCUUCGCAAUCUGGUCCGGAAGCACCAAAAUGUUCUCCAACGCUACCAUGUACAGUACUUGGCACACUUCGAUGUCCAGGUGCUCAGCGACAUCAUCCAGGACCUGACUGUGUGCCCUGAGGAGGAGUCCGUGAUUAUGUCAUCCUUUGUGAGCUCAGUCUCAUCCCUAACCAUCAAGCAAGUUGAUGAAAAGGAGAAAUUUGAUUUCACUGGGCUGCGGCUGGAUUGGUUCAGGUUGCAGGCAUACACCAGUGUCACAAAGGCCCCGCUGCAGUUAAGAGAAAAUCACGACAUUGCUAAGGUGAUGAACCUUAUUAUCUUUCACACAAAGAUGCUGGACUCUGUGGAGGAACUGAUGGUGGAGACUUCAGACCUUUCCAUAUUUUGCUUUUAUGUGCGCUUCUUGGAGAAGCUCUUUGCAUCCACCAUGGAGGAACCAUCCAUGCUGCGCUAUGCCAUUGCUUACCCAUAUUUGUGUACUGACUUCUGCCAUGCUACCCAUCCUUUGUGCCCUGAGGAGGGUCCUCAUCUACGGACCUGUGCCUUGAGCCUGUGCAACAGCUUUCUGGAAGAGAUAGCCAAACAGACUUGUAUUUGCAUCCUGGAUAUUUGUGCUGAGCAGUAUAACCUGACUGAGAAGCUAUUGCCUAAGUACUGUGCUGCCACCAUCAGCAAGGCACGGAACAAAAGAGCCCAGAAAGUAGCCAAGAAGGGAGAACCAGAGAGGGAUAAACCUGGUGCAGAGAGCCACCGAAAAGAUCGUAGCUUGGCCACCAAUUUGGACAAGCUACAUAUCACAUUGACUGAGCUUUGCUGGAGCCUCAAUCAAGUCACCAGCUUUGUGGUCUUUGAGCAUACAGUGACUCCAGCAGAGUACCUUAGCAGCCAACUGGAGACUCGCCUCAGCAGGUCCUUGGUGCUGCUGGCAAAGCCAACCCCAAAUUCUCCAGAGUUAUCCCGCCCCUCGGAGGUAUUGACUGGUGUUCAGGCCUAUGCUACUUUCCUGGUGUCAUUGAUGCAUCGUGUGGCACUGGAUACUGGGCGCCUCCUCCGCAGUGUGCUUCUGCAGCAAACUCAGCCACUGGAUGCAAAUGGCGAGCAGACCCUCACCACUCUCUACACCAACUGGUACUUGGAGUCACUUUUGCGCCAAGCAAGCAUGGGCUCUAUUGUCUUUUCACCAGCAAUGAAAUCCUUUGUCAGCAUACCCAAGGAAGGAGAGCAAACUUUCAGUGCUGAAGAAUUUUCUGAUGUCUCAGAGAUGCGAGCAUUAUCACAGCUCCUUGGUCCCUAUGGAAUGAAGUUCUUAAGUGAUAACCUCAUGUGGCAUGUCACCUCACAGAUGGUGGAGCUAAAGAAAUUGGUCACUGAAAAUAUGGAUGCACUUGUUCAAAUCCGGUCAAAUUUCUAUCAGCCAGAGCAGAUGGCAGCACUUUUGCCACGCCUAACAUCUGUAGAAAAUGUGCUGAAGAGGAUGACCAUUAUCGGGGAGAUUUUGUGCUUCAGGUCCAUGGCUCAGGAGGGCCUACGAGAGGUCUUCACCAAUCAUUGCCCUUUCCUAAUGGAACCCAUUGAGUGCCUAAAGGAAUUUGUCAACCCAGACAUGGAUAUAAAGGUGACUCUAAGCAUCUUUGAACUAGCCACAGCUGCGGGAGUGCCUUGUGACAUUGACCCGGCCCUUGUGUGUGCCCUUUCCAACCUGAAGAAAGAUAGCUCUUCACCAGAGGAGGACUACAAGAUUGCCUGUCUUCUGUUGGUCUUUGUAGCUGUGUCUCUGCCUCUCCUGGCCAAUGACGCUUCCUCAGUUUAUACCACUGACAUCAAUGGUUAUAGCAACAACAUCCACUGCCUAGCCAAAGCCAUCAUACAGGUGUCAGCUGCUCUCUUCACUGUUUACAACAAGAACAUUGAAACUCACCUUAAAGAAUUCCUGAUGCUCCCCAAAUGCCUGCUGCCAGAGAAAGGUCUUUUUUACCUGUUUCCAGAAGGCAAGGAAGGAUGUAGCCAUCCACAGGCAAGUGCUUUUGAAUUCCUUCCUGAAGACACUAGUUAUAGAUAUUUUGCAGGAUAACAUGUGCACCUCUCCUUUUAUAUACAGAAGCUGGUUGGAUUGACACUUGUUUUUCUGAUAUACUGGUGAUGGGGUCCUCCAUUCUAUCUGGAGGCAGUUAACUGUUUUUGAACAGUACACUUACUGAAGUUUCAGUUAUAGGAAUGUGCUCUGAAACAACCAAGAAGAGAUGUUUAUCUGCAUAGGAUUUUCAAAACUGUCAAAUAAUGCUACACUGAACUCUCGGGAUCAUUGCAGACUUGAUUGCAAUCUGUUGCCUGGCCCUCCUUGACUUUAACUAUCCGUGUGUUCGAUGGGAGAUGGAUCAUAGGGACCUGGAAAUUGUCCUUGGUUAGAUAUUUCAUGCAACUCACGUAGCACCCCAUUACUAUAUUGUUCCGUGGCUGCUGCUGUGAGAAGAGUUGAAUCCUGCUGGCUGUGAGUGAUGGAUAGAGACACCACUAAGCAUGAUCACUUUCUUAUUCCUGGCCUACGGAAGUCAGCCUGAUUUAUCUGUUCAUUAGAUGCAUGGCAGCUUCCGUUCCCCUUGCUGCCAUUAUAUCAGGUAAAAUGUUUCCUUGUGGCUCACUGUAGAGAAGGUUGGAAAAGCGAAUGUUGGAUAAUUGAGACUCUACUGUAAUUGCUUCUAGCAAAAAAAAAAAAAGCUUUGAAAAUUUAUUUUCACAUGAAAAGACAUAAGUGAACAUUUAUUUUCCCAUUUGCUAGCAUAGGUAAAGGUUUCUCCCUGACAUUAAGUCUAGUCGUGUCAGACUCAUCUCCACUUCUAGCCAAAGAGCAGGUGUUGUCUGUAGACACCUCCAACAUCAUGUGGCAGGCACGACUGCAUUACCUUCCCGCCAGAGCGGUACCUAAUGAUCUACUUACAUUUGCAUGUUUUUGAACUGCUAGGUUGGCAGAAGCUGGAGCUAACAGCGGGAGCUCACCCCACUCCCUGGAUUCGAACUGCCGACCUUUUGGUCAGCAAGGUCAGCAGUUCAGCAGUUUAACCCGCUUCAUUUGCUAGUAUGUCUCACCCCAAUUCCAGACAGAGAGAAAUGGAACUAUUGCAGCUUUCCCCACUAUAGUGAGGAUACAACAUGGGGAAAUGCGUUGUCAGUUGAACUUCCAUCUGUUGUGGAAGGCACAGAACAAGAGUGAACAUUGCAGCCUCAAGGAUUAUGCUUUAUGUUGCUGGACUCCCAACUUCUAUCAUCACUCACCAUUAGCUGUGGUGUAUAGCUCCAACCUUUCCAUCCUUGCCCUUCCUGGGAGGGAUGUUCCUUUUGCAAGCUGUUCUAAAGUAUGAUAGGAGAUGUGCCCUUGCUGAGAUUGCCAACCAAUUAAAUAUACUUUAGCUUUUAACUGAGCUGAUUAAAUUUACAUAUUGCACAAAGGAAAGGUACUUUUAAGAGAAUUGCGGGAGGGGGGAUGCCAUUUCUUUUCAGCAUGUGAUACAUUUUUAAAAGGUUCUCUUUGUUUAAAGGAGGGCAAAUCAUGCAUUUUUUUCAAGCACACUCUGGAAUAUGCCUUUGACCCUCUCCGGUUGGUCAUGUUUCACUGCUGAUUACCGAAUAUGCAGUAGUGGAUUGUGUAAUUUAUUUAACAACUUAUGUAAUAGCCAUAGGCAAAGUGAGUGAGGCUAGUGGAGAAGGGGCAGAGUCCCCAGCUGUCCUCCAUGGCCCUGCUGAGUUCUAGAAGGAUAGACAACCAACACAGGAACGGACAAUUGAGUAGAUUGUCUCCUGGGCUGGCUAGCCAAC
Molecule: messenger RNA, 5077 nt
Organism: Anolis carolinensis (green anole)
Lineage: Eukaryota; Metazoa; Chordata; Lepidosauria; Squamata; Anolidae
Gene: nckap1l
Product: NCK associated protein 1 like
Exons: 30
Coding region: 30-3338 (1102 amino acids)
Biological process (GO): cortical actin cytoskeleton organization; neuron projection morphogenesis; cell projection assembly
Cellular component (GO): SCAR complex
Source: RefSeq, a predicted model, not a curated record